CACGGUGCCUCUUCCUCAUCCUUCGAUCAGCUGCCACGUGGUAUCCGCCGCAAGCAUGUGAGUUUCCAUCAUCAGAGACGACAUCGAGGAAAUGGGGGUGUGUUUUCUCCACACCCUCCCGCCCCAUGACGCUUCAUCGACGGACUCACCUUCGGAUCCACGCAUCACCGAGCUUCUCGACGCGUACAGCGACGUGUUCGAAGGUCCGCACGGAGUAGUACCGGAUCGACCCAUCCGCCACGAGAUCAUCCUCGAGGACGGGGCCGUACCUCCACGCGGUUGCAUCUACCGAAUGAGCGAGGAAGAGUUAUGUGUGCUUCGGGCACAACUCGACGACCUUCUGGAGAAAGGCUGGAUUCGGCCUAGCUCAUCGUCAUACGGUGCUCCUGUUCUCUUCGUCCGGAAGAAGAACAAGGAUUUGCGAUUGUGCAUCGAUUAUCGCAAGCUCAACGCGCAGACGAUCAGAAACGCCGACCCUCUCCCACGUAUCGACGACCUUCUCGAGCGAUUGGGCGGCGCCCAGUUCUUCUCUAAGUUGGAUCUCAAGUCAGGGUACCACCAACUCGAGAUUCGCAAGGAGGAUCRSUACAAGACUGCGUUCAAGACUCGGUAUGGGCAUUUCGAAUGGCUGGUCAUGCCAUUUGGCCUUACGAAUGCCCCAGCCACUUUCCAAGCGGCUAUGACGACGGAGUUCCGACACAUGCUGGAUCGUUUCGUACUUAUCUACCUCGACGACAUUCUGGUUUACAGCCGAAGUCUGGACGGCCAUGUGGAACACCUGCGUACCAUUUUGGAGCGGCUACGACAGGCCAAGUACAAAGCAAACCGCGACAAGUGCGAGUUCGCACAGCAGGAGCUGGAGUACUUGGGACACUAUGUGACGCCGCAAGGCAUCCGUCCGCUUGCGGACAAGAUCGAGGCCCUACGAAGCUAUCUUCGGAUCACCCGCCGGCCAGCCACUAUCGCAUUGCCGACGGGUACUUACUCCUCCACUCAAGAGGCAAGGACUUACUAUGUGUCCCACGCGACCGCCGUCUUCGGACUCGCCUCCUCGGCGAGUAUCAUGAUUCACGACUCGCCGGCCAUUUUGGAGUCAACCGCACUAUUGCACGGCUUUGACAGCGAUUCCGAUGGCCCGAUCUCGUUACCGAUGUCACUCGGUAUUGCGACUCUUGUGAAGUUUGCCGACGCAGCAAGCCCCGCAACCGCAAUCCCUACGGAGUCCAGAACGAAGAUGAAACCAAGUUCGGCUCGGCAUCCACAAACGGACGGGCAAACGGAGCGGGCACAUCAAACCGCUCAAAUGAUGCUUCGUACGCUCAUCCGUCCGGACCAGAAAGAUUGGGUUGACCGUCUCCCCGACAUCGAGUUCGCCUACAACACUUCGGUGCAUCCGGCGAUCGGCGUGACUCCAUUCGAGUUGCGCCACGGUGGACGGAAAGGCCGGAUCUUCGCCGACCUUCUCCUCCCUCGACCAGCCGACAUUGACGCUGCCUGCUCUCCCGCUUCCGUCCGGAAGUACAGGGAAUUGCUGACUCAAGCCUCCGCAAACAUGCAAAAGGCUCAAGUCCGCAUGCAGCAGCAAGCCAACAGGCGUCGCGUACCAUGUCUCAUCCGCGCCAGUGAUCUGGUUUGGGUCUCUGCGGAAGAGUUUGCACUGGAACAGGAUGUUUCACGCAAACUGCUUCCCAAGUGGUUUGGACCUUGGUCUGUGACAGCAGCCACGGGCGAUGAGCCCGACGGCCCUUCAUUUGUGAUCAACAUUCCAGAGCAUCUGACGGUCCAUCCAGUCUUCCAUGCCUCGAAGCUGGCAACAUACACGCCAGCCAAGAGCGACGACUUUCCGGGCCAACGAUCGCAGGACCCUCCUUCUAUGGAUGGUCAUCAGGAAGUUGACUGCGUCAUCACCGAUCGCAAGUACGGCAGCAAGCCGCGACAGUACAAAGUCACAUUCAAAGCAUGCGAUCGCGACGACACUCAGUGGAUUUCAGGCGCAGAUUUGAAAGCAUCCGCACCACUGAUCUACGCGCAUUAUGAGAAGCGGAGGUUAGCUCAGGAAGCUUCACGACCAGCCCCKCCCACCCGGACUGUGGUCCCUCCCUCAGACAGACAGCUUCGCCCUCGCAGGUAAGCUCGGUCUUUCAAGGAGGGGGGGGUGAGGCAUACUUCGUAGCCACACGAGCCCCGCAGGGGCCGUCCCGGACUGUUAGCCUACAAACCUAAAAG
This is a messenger RNA of Chara braunii, 2226 nucleotides long. The record is from the annotation of a GenBank genome assembly. Lineage: Eukaryota; Viridiplantae; Streptophyta; Charophyceae; Charales; Characeae.